CUGGAUUCCAUUUCCUCCCUGGGGACACCAGGUCCUAGGCAAGAGAACUUGAAAGGCUCUUCCCAUGGCAGUCUUAUUUCUCCUCCUUCUGCACCUCUGUGGGCCCUCCCAGGCUGCUGCUGACAACUUCCAGGCCAUCUAUGUUGCCUUGGGAGAGGCAAUGGAGCUACCAUGUCCCUUACCACCCAUCCUGCAUGGGGACGAACUCCUGUCCUGGUUCCGCAGCUCUGCAACAGGCUCUUCCACUACCCUGGUGACCCAAAUCCAAGUGGUCAGCCCAGCCCCAGACCCUGGGAAAUCUGGAAGGGAACCCAGGCUCAAAUUGCUAGGGAACUACUCUUUGUGGCUAGAAGGAUCCAAGGAGGGAGAUGCUGGGCGGUACUGGUGUGCUGUGCUGGGUCAGCGCCACAAGUACCAGAACUGGAGAGUGUAUGAUGUCUCUGUGCUCAGAGGAUCCCAGUUAUCUGCAAGAACUGCAGAUGGAUCCCCCUGCUCUGUCCUCCUGUGCUCCAUGGUCCCUGCCAGACGUUUGGACUCUGUGAUCUGGCUGGAGGGGAAGAGUCCUGUGAGGGGCCAUGCACAGUCCUUCUGGGGCGAUGAGGCUGCUCUGCUCUUGGUGUGUCCUGGGGAAGGGCUUGCUGAGCCCAGGGGCCAUAGACCAAGGAUCAUCCGCUGCAUCCUCCCUCAGAAUAAGGGGAUCAGCUUUAGCCUGGCAGCCUCCACGGAUGCCUCUCCUGCCCCCUGUGCUCCUUCCACGGGCUGGGAUGUGCCCUGGAUCCUGAUGCUGUUGGUCACAGCAGGCCAGGGGUUCACCAUCCUGGUCCUCAGCAUCGUGCUCUGGAGGCGGAGGGUUCAGGGUGCUCAGUGCAGAGAUGCCUCAGUUCUUCAGUUCAAACCUGAAAUCCAGGUCUAUGAGAACAUCCACUUGGCCCGUCUCAGCCCACCUGCUCCCAAGACCAGAUGAUCUCAGUGACAUCUGCUGGAAAGUGACCUGCUGUUUCCCUGGCCAUCUGCCACCUAAAGGAUUCCCUGAAAAAUCUUGGCAAGAGGGGAGGGGCCGAGAGUGCUACUUCACAAUCCAGCUGGUCUCCAGUGGACAGGCUGUGUGUGUAUUGGGGUGGGGUCUGAA
This is a messenger RNA of Phyllostomus hastatus (greater spear-nosed bat), 1129 nucleotides long. Its product is annotated as lymphocyte antigen 6 complex locus protein G6f-like. Lineage: Eukaryota; Metazoa; Chordata; Mammalia; Chiroptera; Phyllostomidae. The transcript has 6 exons. The record is from RefSeq and is a predicted model, not a curated record. The coding region runs from base 65 to 964 and encodes 299 amino acids.